Messenger RNA from Cottoperca gobio, 15586 nucleotides. RefSeq names its product piccolo presynaptic cytomatrix protein a (gene pcloa). Gene Ontology annotation, molecular function: metal ion binding; protein binding; structural constituent of presynaptic active zone. NCBI's taxonomy places the organism in Eukaryota, Metazoa, Chordata, Actinopteri, Perciformes, Bovichtidae. The record is from RefSeq and is a predicted model, not a curated record. Gene Ontology annotation, biological process: protein localization to synapse; presynaptic active zone assembly. Gene Ontology annotation, cellular component: glutamatergic synapse; cytoskeleton of presynaptic active zone; membrane.
GCUGCAGAGAUGCGCGACACAGAAAAACAAGGAGAAACGAGGGAAAUGGAGAGAAAGCACAGUGAAGGACAGUAACCACUGAAAAUACAAUCAUCUGAGAUGUUUCGAGACACCGAGAAACACCGUCGUCGCUUCACACUUUGGACAUAAAAACGCGGAGAGGGCUCGGAUCGUACAUUGAUCCGAAUACAGGGGACGGGAGGGGUCGAUCAUGGGGAACGAAGCGAGCCUGGAAGGAGGCGAAGGGCCUCUGUCUGGGCUACCAGAGGGGCUGGCACCUGACGGGAAGGGCGGCUUCGUCCGGGUCCCCGAAGGGACUCCGGUCAACCUGAGUGAACUCAGCGAGGAGCAGAGGAGGCAGCUCGCCGCGGCGAUGUCAAGGGCGCAAGGCAGGCAGCCCGGAGGCGCAGCAGCUGCACGAAGACCAUCAGAAUCUGAUACCCAUCAACGUUCCCAGCAGGUAGGGGCCUCCAGGGGCCCUACAGGUCUUAGUAAGAGUCGCACUGUAGACGCCUUCAACCAGGGUCCACCUGUCAAGCUCACCCCGGGCCGCAGCCCCUCGUCCCUCAGCCUUUUUGAAUCCAGAUUCCGGCAGGAGCCAAAAGAUCCAGAGACCAAAUCAUCCGGCAUGUUUGGCUCAAGCUUCCUCAGCGGGGCCAACCCCCUCAGUGCCGUGUCAUCUAUGACCUCCUCUGUCUCCUCCUCCAUAUCCUCCAUGGGCGAUACUGUCAACAUCCCCAAGUUUGGACUAUUUGGGGAUGAGGAGGAGGGAGAUGCAUCUGCAACACCUGAAUCCAAGCAGGGAGGAAAGUCACCAGCGAAAGGCCCUCAGCAAGGGUCAGGUCCAAAGGGACCGCAACAGGGAGGACCUCAGAAACAGAGUCAGGGCCCUCCUGGACAGGGGCCAAAGCCUGGUCAGGGACCUAGGCAAGGUCAGGGACCACCAGGCCAGGGGCCCAAAUCAGGCCACGGUCCUCCUGGUCAAGGACCCCCUGGGCAGGCCCCAAGGCAAGGUCAGGGACCACCCAGCCAAGGACCCCCAGGGCACCAGGCCCCCAAACCAGGUCAAGGACCACCGGGUCAAGGUGCCAAACAGGCUGGCCCUCCCCAGCAAAAAGGUGGACCCCCUCAACAAGGACCUGGGAAGCAAGGGUCACAAGGCCCUGGGGCUCAUCCUGGGGAGCCAGCUAAGAGCGGAGGGCCUCCUGGUCAGCAGGGGGCUGGAAAGCCUGGAGGUGGACUCUGUUCACUGUGUAAGACCACCCAGCUGAAUAUUGGGUCUAAGGACCCCCCGAAUUACAACAACUGCACUGAGUGUAAGAACCAGGUCUGCAGCCUCUGUGGGUUCAGCCCCCCAGACUCAGCGGGUAAAGAGUGGCUAUGUCUGAACUGCCAGAUGCAGCGAGCGAUGGGCGGUAUGGAUCCUCCUGGCAUGACAAGGCCCAAACAAGGCUCGGCCCCGCCCUCGCCCCAGAGACAGGCACCUGGCAAGCCUGGCAAGCUGCUGAUAAAGCAGCAGAGUACCACCGACCAAGCGUUAACGCCGCCAACCACACCAAGGCAGAAAUCCCCAGGUCCUACCUCUCCUGGGCCGCUUUCCCCUGGCUCCUCAUUGGGAGGGUCCCCCAAGAUUGACCCCAAGACGGGCCGCCCCAUUCAGCCAAAGUCCAGUCCUCAGCAGUCUCCAGCUAAAGCCAAACAGGAGUCCAGCUUUUUUGGGGGUUUAGGAAGUAUCAGUCUGGGAGGCUUAACAGACUCCAAACCUGCGGGUGUUUCACAAGCUACAGAGUCUGUUACAGGGAAACUGUUUGGCGGGUUUGGCGGUUUGAUGGAAUCGUCGAAGCCUCAAGCGCAGGCCGUGCCAAAGCAGGAGGCGUCAGUGGCUGGGAAGUUGUUUGGAGGUUUUGGAGGGUUGAAAGAAUCAGCAAAACCUCCCGCUGCUGCUUCUAUGUUCAGUUUUGGUUCGUCACUCUUGAGUUCAGCCACCAAUCUUGUCUCUGGAGAGGAAGAGAAGGCAGAGGUUUCUCCGCCUGGCUCACCGCCAGACUCUGGACCAGGUUCCCCUCUGGAUUCUGGCCCCGGCUCACCACCGGACUCCCCCUUCUCUCCUCCUGGGUCUCCUCUUGAUUUGGACUGUACUCCUGACACUCCACCUGCUAAGUCCAAGAAACCCUUCAGAGCCAUUUCUGUGGAGCAGGAAGAGAAGGCGCCAGCAGCCAAACCUGCACCUGCACCUGCACCUGCACCUGCACCUGCACCUGCACUGGCACCUGCCCCAGCCCCAGCCUCAACAACCACGGGAAGCUGCCCUCUCUGUAAUGUGGAGCUGAACAUUGGAUCAGCAGACACCCCCAACUACAGCUUCUGCACCGAGUGCAAGAAGACAGUUUGCAAUCUUUGUGGAUUUAAUCCUACUCCCCAUUUAGGAGAGAAAGAAUGGCUUUGCCUCAACUGUCAAACCCAAAGAGCCAUGUCUGGCCAGCUGGGAAACAUGCCACCUCCCGCCAUGGCUUCCCAAAAGUAUCAACCACCUGCUCCUGCUCCCUCUUCCACCCCUGCCCCUGCUGUUGUAGAUAGCAAACCUCUAGUAGAAGCCGCAGACCUAACCCUACCAGUUCCUGAUACCAAGGUGAAAACAUUGGAGACUUUGAAAGAGCCUGGAGAAAAAGAAAUGGCCGCCAUGGACAGCAGUCCCACCAGCCCAUCAGACAUAGCCAAGCUGGAAAGCACAGUCCUUCCCAUUCUUGAGGCCCAAGCAAACACGCAACCAAAGGAUGACAAGGAGAAACUAACAGACACUCUAAAGACCAGACGUAAAUUAGAGGUGCUUCCUCUCUCACCUGGUUCACCCAGCUCGGAAGAUGACAGAGAACUUUCUGACAAGAAUACCAAAGGCACCACGAAGAAAAAGCUCCUUGUUCCCAUGGAUGUAAGGGCAGAUUCCCUGGAUGAUAGCAGUGAAAGCUUUGGAAAAGAGAGUCCAAUGUCUGGGGAUGAUGAGGACUUUAUCCGAAAACAGAUAAUGGAAAUGAGUGAGAAUGAGGAUGCUUCCCCGUCUGAUGAGGAAAACCUAAUAAGGCGCAAGAUCAGAGGAAAUGAGAAGAAACAAAUGGAACAGAAGACAACAGAGGCUGUAGAGAGGAGUACAUCAGGAAAAAACAGGCGACUUACCAAGAAAAGCACUAUAAGUCCAGAUGAUGAAGAUAAACAACUCUAUGGCUCUUUGGAUAAACCUGAUCUAGACAAAGAGGAGGGACAUGAAACAAAUGACAAGGAGUGUCAUAGUGGUACUGGAGUUCGCAAAUUUGAAACUAUGGAGCUGAUUUCAACCACCAGCCCAAUACGUAUACCUAAUGAUGAUGGAGAGCCUGAAAUGGAAAGCCUUACAGACUCUCCAGAUGAUCGAUCUAGAGGUGAGGGGUCGUCCAGUCUACAUGCAUCCAGCUUCACUCCUGGGACAUCCCCAACAUCCCUCUCAUCACUGGAUGAAGACAGUGACAGUAGUAGUCCCAGCCAUAUCCGUUCUGGUGAGGGUAAACAACACAGGAAAGCCAAACACAGACAACCUGGUCAAAUGCUGCCAACUAUUGAAGACUCUUCUGAGGAAGAAGAGUUACGGGAAGAAGAGGAGCUGCUCAGGGAGCAAGAAAAGCAGAAGGGCUCUGGGAAGAAAUCCAAGAAAGACAAAGAAGAGAUUCGAGCCCAGAGGAGGCGAGAGCGUCCAAAGACACCACCAAGCAACCUUUCCCCCAUUGAAGAUGCCUCACCAACAGAAGAACUAAGGCAAGAAGCUGAGAUGGAGGAAAUCAGGCGAUCAUCCUGCUCUGAUUUCUCCCCUAGUAUUGAAUCUGAUUCUGAAGGAUUUGAAAUCCAUCCUGCAAAGAUUGCAGCAGUUCAGAAAACCUAUCAACUGCCUAUAUCGGUAUCUCUUCACUCCCCAACAGAUGAUCAAAACACUAAUAAACCACAGAAGAAAACACUCAAAUCUGCUGAUGAGGCUUAUGAGGAAAUAAUGCUAAGGGCUAAGUCUCCAACACAUGACAAAGGCGAGAUUCAACCGGGAAAAGAGUCCCUUUACGGAGGCAUGCUUAUUGAAGACUAUGCCUAUGCAUCUCUUAUUGAAAAUUCAACAGCUGAUCUGGGGGAGACAGAGAAGAUUGUUGUUCCUGCUCAGCCCAAAGCACUGAGAUCACCAGAUGAAGUUUAUGAAGACAUGAUAAAGAAGAGGAAGGAAUUCAUGAAACUGGAGCAGGAAUAUGAAAAUAUGCAGCCUAAAAUGGAAAGCACUUACCCAGAAAUUGUGUUGCAACCUGCUGAGAAUACAUUCUCCAAAAGCAGCAUAGUAACAUUAGGUGAAGAUGGGAAGCCAUUGUUGGAUGCUGAAACUGCCUAUGAAGAACUAAUUAAAAGAGCACUGACUCCUGGAACAAGUCCAACUCAGCAGGAUCCAGAAGUGGAAGCUACUGCAUCUAGAAGAGCACUCCAUCCCAUUCCAGACUUAAAGGUGACACAGUGCUCUUCAGGAGAGUUGUCUUCUGAUGACGAGAGUAUGAUAAAAAAGGAAAAGGAUAUAACUGCCGUAUCAGACACAUCAGCCAUGGAAACUGACCAUGUAACAGUGUUUACCGAGUCCCCUCAAUCACCCACAUCAGAUCUGCAAGCUCACACCACAAUUGCAGAAUCCCAGGAUGAUAUUAUUGACUUAUCCAGUGCACUCUCAAGAACAUCAACCCCUGUAAUUGUCAGUGUAUCACCCUUGCCCACUGUCCCUCAGUACACACCAGGUAUUCCCAGCAUAGUGUCAACUGCCCCACCUAUUCCCCCCAAGCCUAGUGUCCUGUCUAGGGCUAAUUCUCAGGAAAAAGAAGACGUACCUGUUGCACCACCACUGCCUCCUCCCACACCACCAAAACCUACUGUUUUCCCAAGGAAAGCCCCAGUUCCACUUCCACCUCAGGCUUCAGCAACUCCAAUCAGGCCAGAGAUCGUGGCUAUGACUGCAGCCCAAGGACCUCCUACAAGACAGGCAGUUACACCAAUGUACAAACCUCAUGUUCCCCCUCCAGUUGCCCCUAAGCCAUCCAUUCAUGUAGCGAUUGGGGAUAGCCACCGACAAGGACAUGGCGUAAAACCACCAAUUGCACCAAAGCCUGGCUCACAGCCUUCUUCACCUGCCCAUGCCUCAUAUCCAUCAAGACCCAAUGCACUUCCCACUGGUCCUACUGACAUAACUGCCCUAAAUCUGAGCCCUUCUUCUGAGAGUAAGCAGUUUCAACCCUCACCAAAGUCUCCUUCUUCUCCAAGAUAUGCCAGCAACCUUCGUGACACAUAUGUAGUCAUCACACUGCCAUCUCAGCCCAGCUCUCCUGUAGACAGUGUCUCAACUGUAGCUCCCUCUAGCCCCGCAUCUCCUUUACGCCAAGCUCAGCCUCAAAAUUAUCACCAACCACAGCCCCAACUUCAAUCCUAUCCACAACAGCAUCCACAACCAACCCCCCCUCUAACAACCAGGGUGCCUCUGGCAUACACACGAGUCACAGAAUCUAUUGAAAGUCAAGAGAUUUGUGGCCCAGAAAAACACGUAUCUAGUUCUUGUCACAUAAUUGAGGCUAUAUCUGCGUCGGCACAGCCACCUGUGGUUAUGCCUAACCUGAUCUCUCAAGUGGUGACCACCGAAGUACAAAGGACCACUGUCUCUGUUGUACAUGAAAGGACAACGCCACCAGUGCCAGCUCCAAGGGCAAAUGGUGUCCCAAUCUCCAUGGAGAAACCUAAGCCCCAAUUGCCAGCACAAAAUGGACAGGCCCUCCAACCUUUUGAGGUGGUAGAUCUUAGGACUAUGAAGGUGAACACAGCAUCAGACAUGAAUGGUGUGGAUCUGUCUGCUGGCCCAGACACAAGACGUCAUUCUUUUGCAACUGAAAUCAGUCGCCAGAACAGUGCAGUGCAGUCACCUGUGGUCAACCUCAGUGCUGAAUCAUCCACUGUUUCUAUAGUGACUGAUAGCAUCACCAUUGUGACCUGUGCUGCCACAAUCCAGCAAUGUGACAAUGUAGACACCUCUCAAGAAUCUGCAGUGCCCCUUCAGCUAACAAAAAACAAAGCAUUUGAGCCUGUUUCUCAAAUUGUUUAUCGACCAAUUGAUUCUCAGCCCUCCACUCAUGCUGGUACAGAGACCCCUAUUAACCUCUCAGUUGGAUCAACUACAGGUGGAGGAACUUUCCAGAGCACCCCUGUGACUAUUGCACCCACUUAUAUUACAAGUUGUGCUGCCAAUGGAUUAACUACGGGUACAACCACAGUGGCAGGAGCUGUUGACCUUAGCACAACAAAACCAUUUAACACUAUGGUAUCAGUGGAUGCUCUUUCUGCAGAAGCGGUCACAGCUGUAAUCACAGAUGAUGAUGGCAAACCAGUGGAUUUGACUGCAGGAAAAAGAGCGGUAUGCUGUGAUGUUGUGUUCAAGCUCCCAUUUGCAGGAAGCUGCACUACUGAGCAACCGACCACACCCCUGCCUGAAGAUCGUUUUGGAUAUCGUGAUGACCAUUACCAGUAUGACCGAUCACCUUACGGCAUGAGAGGAUUUGGUGGAAUUAAACCAUCGAUGUCAGACACUAACCUAGCCGAAGCUGGCCUGUUCUUUUACAAGAGCAAGAACAGCUAUAAUUUCAGUGGUACCACAGAGGGUGCAGUAGAUCUUACCUCAGCAAAGAUUUCUGAUGCAGGUGAAGCUGUUGACUACUCCAAGAAAGGGGCUUAUGCAGGAAUGACAAUUCCACCUUAUUCCCAAGCCAGAGUCACAAGUCCUGUUGGUACACUCUUUGGUACAAGCAGCGUCUUGAGGUCAUCAAAUGGGGUGGUCUAUUCCUCGGUUGCCACACCAAUCCCAUCAACGUAUGCCAUUACCAACCAACCUGGGUCCAUCUUUAGUACAUCAUACAACACUCUGUCAGGUAUGCAUACCAGCGACACCAUGCCUUCCUUGUCCAACCUUCAGAAUUUGCCACUUACAAGGUCCCAUAGUUUCCUGUCCACUAUCUCCACUACUGCAACAGAAGAACAAGGAGAUGCCCCACUCAAUCUGGAGAUCUCUAGAAGGGGUAGUGCUGCUGCUUUCGCAACAGGAACAACCUCUUUAUCCCUUGAUUCUUACACUGAUGCAUCCCUGGAGGCCAUAGCUGCUUCACUGGAGGCUCUGUCUUCCCCCAUGGUUCCUGGGGAUGGCCAGUAUCAGGCAGAGCGUGAGAGACUAGAGAUGGAGAAACUCAAGCAACAGCGCCUAGCUGAGGAAUUAGAGUGGGAGCGCCAGGAGAUUCAGCGAUUCCGAGAGCACGAACAGCUCUUGGUGCAGAAGGAACUGGAGGAGCUGCAGGCCAUGAAGCAGCAGAUUCUGAACCAACAAGAAGAUGAAAGACAGGCUCAUCUUAUGAUGCAGAAAGAAACCUAUGCCCAGCAACAGCAGCAGCUUGAGCAGAUUCAAAGACUCCAAGAGCAACUGCGCAUGCAAUUGGAAGAGCAAAAGCUUCGUCAGAUGUACCCAGGUGGGGACAUUCCAGGGCAUGGCGUGCAGGAGGCAGUUGUCUUAGGACCUGAUGGCACAGUGCUGUCCCGAAAGAUCACGGAUAGUGGGUGCCAGACAGAUGAAGAAGAUGAGGCAGUCAGUAAAGCUUACACUGCAGGGAGAAAAAAGAGAAGUGUUAAAAAGAGUGUUGACAGUUGUGUGCAGACUGAUGAUGAAGAUCAAGAUGAAUGGGAGGCUCAGUCCAGAACCCGACAAAGCCGGCCACGCACUGCCAGGGGUGAUAGGGGUGGGCAGUCAGAGAUGUCUUUUAAAGCCCACACUGAGAUUUCUAUACAAACAGAUACUGAGGGGAACAUUAUUAUGGACACCAGGAUGGAGCUAUCUGACUCUGAAAGGACCUCACCAAAGAAACGACCUACCCCCUUAGAAAUAGGCCAGGCUACUAACCUCAAAGUUGAUUCCUCUACUCUUCAAGCACCUCCUAAAUCUCCCAAUGUGCUAUAUUCCCCCAUAUCUCCCUGUAUAUCCCCUAGCAAAUCCCUUGAGUUUGUAUCCUAUGAGAAAUCCCUGGGUGAUACAAGCCCACAAAAGCUAAGAAGUACAGAUUCAUCAAAAUCCUCUCCACCGAGUCCCAGGGGACCAAAAGUCAUGCAGAGAUCCAUGUCUGACCCUAAGCCCAUGAGUCCAACAGGAGAAGAAAGAGCAACGUCUGGUGAUAGCUACACUGGGAAAGGCUCAGGUGGCACACCAACAGGCACUCAAAAGAAGGUGAAGAGGACUCUCCCUAAUCCACCGUCAGAGGAUGAGUCAACAACUACUGGCCAGACAGCAUACAGCACUGGUUCGGCCCGCCGAAGAAUGUGCCGCAAUUCCAACAUGGCACGUGCCAAGAUACUGCAAGACAUUGAUCGUGAGCUAAAUCUGGUGGAGCGUGAAUCUUCCAAGCUCCGCAAAAGACAAGCAGAACUAGAUGAGGAAGAGAAAGAGAUUGAUGCCAAGCUUAGGUAUUUGGAGAUGGGUAUUAAUCGUAGAAAAGAUGUGUUACUGAAGGAGAGAGAGAAAAGGGAAAGGGCCUAUUUACAGAGUGUUGCCGAGGACAGAGACUACAUGUCAGAUAGUGAGGUUAGUAACAUCCGAGAGACGAGAGGUGGCCGUGGGAGUGGUGAAGAUGUGGAGAUUGAAAGUCAUGGUCUUGAACGUCCCAGGACAGCUCCCCAGUCAGAAUUGGAUGAGUUUGUACCACCUCAAACCAAGCAUGAGUAUGGAAAAUACUCCCAGUACCAAUACAAUCAAACCCAAUACCAGCAGUCCCUUUACCAGACUCCUCAGCCCUACCAAUCUCAAUCUCUCUACUCCUCUGUCCCCUCACUCACUAGCUCCCAGCAGCAGAGUUACCACCAGAUGCUCCUGUUGCAGCAGAAAGCUGCCAGACAAGCAGCCCUCCUUUCAGAGCUAGAUGCAACUAAAUAUGAUGUCAUUAGCCGCCAGCCUGAUCCCACAUCAUCAGCUUACCUGGGAGUCAAGUAUGACAAAUAUGGCAACCACCUUGACCUCAGAGCCUUGGAGGUGGGAAGUAUGGCACGUAGCCCAAUGUCAGCUGUCUCUGAUUCCUAUUACACAGAUGUAGAUCACCAUACACCUCGGAGUUACAUGUUGCUGGAAGAUGCUGCAGAACUGGCUAAGGGCUCCACAGGUAUGUCUUCAUCUUACAGUCUGGCCGAGAGGGAGCUGGCCAAGGCAGAGAAGCUGUUGCGUAGGAGUGCUGCAGAUCUGGGGUCUACAGACUAUCUGGGAUCCACCUCUAGACUCCAUACUUUUGGAAAGACCCCUGAUGAAGAGGACACAAUGGAAGAACCCUACGAAUUGAAACUCCUGAAGCAGCAGCUCAAGCAAGAGUUUAGGAGAAGUACGGGUGGCACAGAAAACAUAGAACAACUGACAGGGCUCUCCCAGCAUUACUAUACGCCCAGCUCUAGCAUUUCUAGUUACUCCCAAAGAAACUAUCCAAAGUCAGACAAGUACAGCAUCAGUCGACUAACUCUAGAGAAGCAGGCAGCUAAACAACUCCCAGCAUCAAUGUUGUACCAAAAACAUACGAUUCCAUUGAUAGAACCUAAAAUCUCCACCAAGUAUUCCUCUAGUACAGACAACAGAGGUUUGGAGACAGAUUAUACCAGCUAUAUUGGGUCUACCAGUGCAUCAGCAAGAGCCAGCCGGCUCUCGCAAGAUGAGAUUACUUUCGGCCUUCGUAAGAAUAUUGCAGAGCAACAAAAAUACCUAGGAUCUACCCUGGGUGCUAACUUGGCUGGGUCACUAAACUUAGGCCAGAGUUUAGGUUUGGACUCUGCUUAUCCCAGUGGUAGUCGCUCAAGACCCUCAUCUAGACCCACAUCUUGUUAUGGCCUUGAUUUGUCUAUCAAAAGAGACCCUUCCAGCUCUUCACUGAGGCUCAAAGGGGACGGUGAAACAUCUGGAGAUGUACCAAGCUAUCAAACCCCCUCUGGUCGCACCAAACCCACCAGCCUUCCCAUUGUGCAAAGUGGUCGUGGCCGACUACCCAUAGUGGCCCAGAACUCGGAGGAAGAGAGUCCUUUAAGUCCUGUUGGGCAGCCAAUGGGCAUGGCCCGUGCAUCAGCGGGACCUCUGCCACCCAUCUCAGCGGAUUCAAGGGAUCAGUUUGGUUCCUGCCUGUCCUUGCAGGACUCCCAGCAGCAGCAACAUAUCAGGGAAGAACCAACCAGGGGUAGGGGUUAUGUGCUGAUGGAUGAUCUUCAGGGCACCAUGUCAGAUAGUGAAGCUCUAAGUGAUUCCCUGAUGGCUUUGAACAGAGAGGAUGCAACCAAUGCCUACCACCUUAGACGAGAAGAGACAGACUGGUUUGACAAACCUAGAGAUGGGCGGUCAGAGAAUGGACACGAGAAGAGACAGGGGAAAGGCCCAUACUACCCCUUCCCUCACCUCAGGGUCAAACUGCAGAGGGAUCCCAAAGACCGCAGUGUCUCAGGAAAUGGUCUGGGUAUCCGUGUGGUUGGAGGGAAAGAGGUCCCUGGCAGUAAUGGAGACAUUGGAGCUUAUGUUGCCAAAGUCCUACCAGGUGGAGCUGCAGAACAAACAGGAAAGAUUCUUGAAGGAAUGCAAGUCCUGGAGUGGAAUGGUGUUCUUCUGACGGGGAAAACCUAUGAAGAGGUACAAGGGCUUGUCGGGGAGCCGUGCAAUGAAGCAGAAGUGUGUGUCAGACUUGAUCUCAACAUGCUGGCUGAUUCUGAAGAUUCAGACCACCUGGAUUUCCAGGAGCACAGCAAAGGUGACAGACCUCCCAGGUCUCCAGGUGUUGACCCCAAGCAACUGGCGGCUGAACUACAGAAGGUGUCCCAACAACAGGCUCCCACCUCCACCUCUUCCUCCGGCCUGCCCCCCACCACCUCAGCCCCCUCCAGCCCCGGUCAGCCAGGAUCACCCUCCGUCAGCAAGAAACGCCACAGCAGCAAGACUGCAGAGGGAAUGAAGAUCCAGUCCCAGCCCGUCUCUGGAGAGAUACAGCUUCAAAUCCACUACGACAAGCAGCUUGGCAACUUGAUCGUUCAUGUCCUGCAGGCCAGAAACCUCGCCCAGCGGGACAACAAUGGCUACUCUGACCCGUUUGUUAAAGUGUAUCUCCUACCAGGGAGAGGUCAGGUCAUGGUUGUCCAGAACGCCAGUGCUGAAAACAAGAGGAGGUCCAAACAUGCAGGCAAGAGUCUCAACCCCGAGUGGAACCAGACUGUCAUCUAUAAAAAUAUCCACCUGGAACAACUGAGGAAGAAGACCUUGGAAGUGAGCGUGUGGGACUACGACAAGUGCUCCUCUAACGAUUUCUUAGGAGAGGUUCUUAUUGACCUGUCUAACACAGCCCAGCUGGAUAACGUCCCGCAGUGGCUCCUCCUGAAGGAGCAGAGCGAGGGGGAUCACCACCGGCGCUCCCACUCGGGACAGAGCCGACACACUUCCUCUAAACCCUCCUCACUGCACUCCUCCCCUAAAACCACUGGCUCCGCACAUGACAAUCAGGAUUCCCCAAAAUCAUCUGUCAUCAAGAGCCGAAGCCACGGGAUCUUUCCAGAUCCGGCCAAGGACACGCAGGUGCCCACUAUCGAGAAAUCUCACAGUAGCCCUGGCACAUCGAAGCCUUCCCCGUCCGAGGGCCAGAGCCAAAGCCAAAGCCACGGACACAGCCAACACUCUCGCUCGCACGGCGCUUCACGCUCCAGCAAAAGUGCCGCACGGCACCACCAUCAGGACAGCGGCACUGGAAGCGGCGGAGGCGCUGCCAUAGCAACGGGCGAAGCCCCGCAGCAGUCACAGCCGCAGCCGCAGCCGCCACAACGCCUCCAACCAACUCGGUCGAGCUACAGAUCCGGUGAUGCCCCGGUCACGGCAGCCUCAUUGGACAGCGGCCUGAGUGGCAGCGCCUACAGCCUAUUGGACGAAGAAGGAGAGACAAACGAGGUGGACAGUGCCAUCUUCCAGGUGCCCCGAUUUGGAAAGAUCCCAAACGGCACAGACGGGAAAUCAUCAAUGGGACUCGGUGACACUGAAGGUAAGUCUCAAAUAAUGGGGGAGAUAAAGAUCGCUCUGAAGAAGGAAGUUAAGACGGAGGGUGAGCAACUGGUCCUUGAGAUUCUUCAAUGUCGUAACAUCACCUACAAGUUCAAGUCUCCAGACCACCUGCCUGAUCUUUAUGUGAAGCUCUAUGUGGUGAACAUCGCCACCCAGAAAAGAAUCAUCAAGAAGAAGACCAGAGUGUGUCGUCAUGACCGCGAGCCAUCUUUUAACGAAACCUUCCGCUUCUGUAUGAACCCGGCCGGACACUCACUACAGCUGUUCUUGGUGUCCAAUGGUGGCAAAUUUGUAAAGAAGACCUUGAUUGGGGAGGCCUACGUGUGGCUGGACAAAGUCGACCUACGCAAGCGAGUGGUGAGCUGGCACAAACUGCUCGCAAGCACCGCCCAGAUCCACUCAUAGAAGGAGCCUCAAUCAAAAAAACUAAGCCUGGGAGGGCACAAAGAAGUUUCUGUCAUCUGGGGAUGCUUAGAUUCAAUAUCUGUAAUACUGUUCCACUCUUGUUGGGUGGGGGAAAAGGGUGGUUUGGGCACGGGAGGGGGCAAAAUAUCUCUUUCUUCAAUAUUUGUUUCAGGGCUCUGAGUUUUGAAAGAUGCUUUUGUUCGUAAGGGCAGCUCUGAUGAUGGUUUCUGUCAUGCAGGAAGUUUGGAGGAAGUAGUAUUGCGUUUACAGGAAACGAACAUAAGUUUACAGGAAGUACAGUGUACAGUAGUGUAGCCAGGGCUGAGGAGAACACAGGUGCUGAGUUCAGAGGUCAAGCACGGAAUCAACCAGGUAUUACACACUUUAAUUCACAACACUCACACACACACACACACACACACACACACUUAUUUACGACAACUUUGCACACUCAUUCACGCAGAAGAGACAUUUUAAUUCUACAGGGAAUGGACACACUAUUUAUUUAUUUAUUUAGACGUUUUAUCCAUGAAAGAUUUUCCUCAUUGCUUUAUUAUGAGCGCAGAGUUUUAUUGAUUUACAAAGCAUUUUGGGAAUUAAAUAGUGAAGACUCCGCUACGGAGACCUCAUAUUUAUUUUUGUAUUAUGAUAUUAGCGUAGAGUUCUAUCAUUUGUCUUCUCCUCAAUUAUUUAAGUACUUAAAAAAAAAAUUAUCCUGGGAAGGAAGCAUAGUAUAUUUUAUAACACACUACCUAGCAUUCCAGUUCAUGAGAAGAAAAUAAAUCUCAGCAAGCAUGAAUCUAUUAACAAAAACAUCUCCUUUUUUCUCUCUUUAAGUGUAAACUCAGUUCUAUCAAAUGAUGAUAAUCGUUUGAUAAUGAUCAAUAUUAAUAUAUAUUAAAUUGGAUACUAUAUAUUGUGCGCAUGAGUCUAUCUAUUUGGUAUGCAUUGCCACAUGUUCUGCACAAAAAGAAUCACCUCUAAGGUUCACUUUGUAUAUAGUGAAGUGUCAUAGCUGGAAAUUAAUUAUAUCAUAUAUAAAUAGAUAUAUAGAUAUCUUUAUCACAGACAAUCGAGUCUUGAUGAAUGUGACAUAGAGUUUUUAUUUACCCAUGAUGCCCCUUAGAAUGUGAGACAUUUACCAUAUGAGAUUUAAGUAUCGUUAGUUUUUCUUUGUGAGAUCCAGGCACAUUAUGCGUCUUAUAUCAGUCCUGCUUUCAUUCAUAGGAGCUGUCAACUCAACAACGCACGCUUUUGUGGUAUUUUGCACUUUUUUCUGCUUAGAAUGUAAAACUGACGUCCAGAGAUUUGUUUCUUUACAAGGGCAGGAAGUAGAGAGGUAAAGUUAAGUAAGGAAAAUAACAGAAGAUAUUGUAGCGAACAAAAGACAAAUGUGCCGGAAACCAUCCACGAAAAAGCACUAUUAUCAUUCUAAGAUACGACAAUGCUAUUACAGUAGCAUGUUGAUGUUUUGUCCCAGUUUUUUUGUCAUAUAUGUGUUGUCUUGAUAUUACCACGUACACAAAUUGUCAAUGUUGUGUCUUUAAAAGUCUACUCUGUCCAUUAUGUUUUGAAAAAGGUCAUUGUGUGUGCUUACGCGUGGGUCAAGAGGCAGGACGGCUGGUUCAUGUAACAUUUUCAGUCCAACUUAGCAGUGAAAGUUAAUAUCUGAGUGAUUUCUAUGCAACAUCUACUGUAUACAGGUGGUAACUGCAUCUUGACUCGCCAGAAAUGUGAGAGGAGAGGAAGCAUUUAUAUCAAUUUUUCUUUGGCACUGCUCUGUUUUUCGCAUCCUCCAUGAAGUGAUUAUGGCUUUAAUAUGAUUUUUUAAAAUGUUAAUUUAACGUGUUAUUUUGUAUUGCUAUCCUAUUCUUUAUUUGUCGCCUGUGAGACUAUGUCUUAUGUUGUAUUAUAUUUGUUUACAGUUCAUAUCAGGUGUACAUAAAAGAAAGUUGUUUUUAUACACAAUGUAGUGCUUGUUUACAAGGUUUAGAGGGCCUGAAACUCAGAAAACCAACUUUCUUGUCCUUGUGCACAAACCCACACACACAUACGGAUUUUAAUAUGCACAGAUCCUGAAUUUCACAUAGUUAUGAAUCACAAAAACUCAUUUAAAUGAUUCCUUUCUUUGUAUGCACUCCCCUUUUGAAUAGUUUUAUUUUCCAGUAUGUGUAUGAGAAAUGACCAAAAGAGACAACAGUGUAAACAAUGGACGUUAUACCUGAAAUGAUAGUAGUUUUAAGGUCAGUGUGUGUUUUUGUUUUUUCUUAUUUUUAUACCCAUGUGCUUGUGUGUAGCAUCUUCAUACCAAGUCCAUGCAUGCCAUUGGCUCUAAUGCAUCUAUCUCUUCUUUUAAGUGUUGUCUGUCUAAAAAUAUCGACUUUAAAAUCUCUCGUAAAACACAAAGAGUUACACACUCUCACACAAACACACACACACACAGAUGCUAUCUCUCUAUUUCCAACCUUGUAAAUACAUAGCUUUUUUAUACAGGGGUUUGGGGAGCAAUAGGUCUUUUAGCAGACAAAAAAAGGUGUGUGAUCAUAGAAGUAAAAGGAAGUUGUUUUUCUCUCGAUCAAUGUACAGCGGAUAGACAGAGAAACGACCUUAUGUCUGAAUAUAGGGACCCAGAUGUACCCGACCCUUAACACCAAACACUAAAGGUUUACCAGAGUCUAACUACACAGAAGUCUAUCUUAACAACUCAAGCAGUUGCAGGAGAAUUUAAAUGUGCUCACACUGGAUGUUGCAUGUUUUGUUGGUGGUUCAUACUAUUUUUGUGUCCAGAUAUUAUUAAAGAAAAAAAAAGAAUGAGGUAGAGAAAGAUAGAGAAAGAUAGAGAAUAAAAACUGUUAUAGAAGAGGAAAUUAUGAAGAGAACCUAUUAAAACUGUUGAUGAUGUAUGCUGACUGUACAAAGAUUAUGCUUGUAAGUAAACAGAAAAAAAAUUCUACUGUCAUGGUUUUGUGAUUGUAUACAGGAGGUAUUGAUAAAUUAUGCAAAUUGUGCUGUAAAAAUGGCUGUUGCCCCAUGUCUAAAUAUUAAAUAUCAGUACAAAUGAAA